AUGCCUACUCGGCCGAGGAAAGUUGCGAUCAACGACAGGGAGUGGGAGAAGCUCAGACAUGUCAUUCGCCAGCUUUAUUUGCAAGAAGACAGGACUCUCAAAGACGUCCUCGUCAUACUCGGAACUCUGCACAACUUCCAUCCAAGCAAGUCACAGCUGGAAGGGAAGCUGAAGCAAUGGCACAUGACCAAGAACAUGACUCCCAUGGAGUGGAAAUACCUUGCCAAAAGGAUUCAGAAGAGGCGCAACCAAGGAAAAGAGAGCAGUGUCUAUCUUUCAGGAAUGUCACUGCGACCAACGAGGAUUGAGAGAUCCACGAGUCGAUAUUGCUAUGAGACCGCAAUUGAGAAGGCCAUGAAGCAGGACACCGAACCUUGGGGCGAGUUUACGGGAGACUUGGUGGACAGGGUCUGGGACGACGCUUACAAGAACUUCUUAGAAGUCGUGCAGUCGCAGGACUGCUCGGCCGCGUGA
Colletotrichum karsti is the source of this 474-nucleotide messenger RNA. RefSeq lists its product as uncharacterized. NCBI's taxonomy places the organism in Eukaryota, Fungi, Ascomycota, Sordariomycetes, Glomerellales, Glomerellaceae. Bases 1 to 474 code for a protein of 157 amino acids. The transcript has 3 exons. The record is from RefSeq and is a predicted model, not a curated record.